CUCCGCGAUAGUCGACGAGCCAGCACGUUCGUCGAGAACGGCGCGCGCUCGCACCGAACGCGUUCUAAAAUUCAAAAUUAGGACAUUGGUUCAAAAAACAUAGUGCCACAAAUUAUCAGCCAGUUCUGUUUUGUUUCUCAUGAUUCAAUUUUAAUAUUUUAGUGAAUGUUUAUCGUUUUUUAAGGCGACAUGGGAUCCUAUAAAACGAUAUGGCGAAGUCUUUUGCUUUUAGCAAUUGUAUCGAUAGAGACACAAGCGCAGAAAACGAAAUCAGAAGACAACAGUGUCCAAGCGGUUCCGAGUGAUCUACGAAGAGCUGUCAGCGAAGCCCUAGCCUUAGAAAGGCGAUUCCUACUAGGAGCUAAUGACGCGCAUAAUUGUUCAGAAUCUGAAGAAGAUGAAAUAAGCAACACACCGUGUCCCCCUAGCAAGUAUCGCAGUGCGAGCGGGGAAUGUAACAAUGUGAGGCAUCGACCGUGGGGACGGCGAGGGGACGUGUUCCUCCGACUAUUACCCCCAAAUUAUGCGGAUAGUAUCUAUCAACCACUUGCACCUCCUCGUGUUCCCGAACCAGCACUCGCUAUCCAAGCAGUUUCACAACUGGCACUGCCCGUGGAACAUGACUACGUGACCAGCAUGCUUGCAGCUUGGGGACAGUUCCUUAUGGAUGAUCUCAUUGCAACAAAUAAUGGCAACAAAAAAUGUGAAGGUUCACAUUGCGAAUAUGUUCGUUCUGCACCGACGAGAAAUAUUGAUAACUGUGGAUAUGAAUAUCGCGAUCAAAUGAAUUUAGCGACAUCUGUCCUUGAUGGAUCCGCUCUUUACGGAAGCUCUGAAAAAGAAUUGCGUUCACUUCGAUUAUACGAUGCUGGGAAAAUGGAUGUUGCUUCCUGUCGCAAGUGCAAUGAUGGCUCUCCAACCGCUCCCUUAUACAAAACGUUAUUAGCUGAACACAACCGUAUUGCUGGAGAAUUGUACUCGAUGAAUCCUUUCUGGGAAGAUAACGCACUUUUCUUGGAGGCCCGUCGAGCAAUCGCUGCUGUUAUCCAACAUAUCACGUACAAUGAAUUUCUCCCGGUAUUAUUAGGAGAGGUUGGAAUGGCUAAAGCUGAGUUAAAAUUAACUUCCCUCGGAUUCUGGCGUGGAUACUCCAGUUCUAAUCGUGCUGGUGCAUACGCUGAAUUAGUUUCUGUAGCACCUAUUUUCGACGCUAUGAUGAACGAAAAACUGAUAAACACAACGGUAACUCUAAAUGACCUUGUUAAAACAAGUGCACAUCAAGUCUCCAGAUUUACGCCAUCAGCACAAUGGCAUCUCAACCGAGCUCGUGAUCAUGGUGUGCCAUCUUAUUUAAAAGUUCUUCGUAUGUGUGAUCCAAUGGCUAACAUUAAGUCAUACGCUGACUUCGAAAAACUUGGGUUUGAUAGGACUCAUCAAGAAAUGAUGGCUGAUAUGUACAGAAAUGCUGACGAUAUUGAGCUGAUGAUGGCAGGAGCUAUGGAAAAACCGGCAUCUGGAGCUGUGAUUGGGUCUACUCUAGCAUGUGUUCUAGCAAUGCAGUUUGCUAACCUAAAAAAAAGUGACAGAUUUUGGUAUGAAAAUGAUUUACCUCCAUCAUCGUUCGCUCCUGAACAACUAGCAGCCAUCAGGAAGGUGUCCCUUUCUGGACUUUUAUGUGCCGCCGAUGAUUCCCUCGACAACGUUCAACCUAAAGCAUUUGUCAAAGAAGAUCCCUAUUUGAACGCUGCCCAACAAUGUUCUCAACACAGUCGCCUUGAGUUAUCAGCGUGGCGUGAUGAGAACGGUGCAAAAGCAGCUGAACGGCUCUCACAGGAUAUGCUUGCUGCUGCUCUGCACAAAGCCAAGCAGGAAAUGGCUGACAGAAAGAAACUCGAGUACAUGCUGUGGGAAGCCCAUGGAGGAGCAGAUCCUAAAUCUCCAGUUGGUACUGCGGCAUCCUUUUCAAAAGCAAAUAAAUACGCUUUGAAACUUGCCAAUACUUCACUAUUCUUUGAAUUCGCUACAAACGAACUUCUUAAUUCUGUUAAUGGGCGUCGUCGCAAGCGUCAAAUAUUCGACGAUUCACUUGGUUUCGGUACCUCCAAUGAGUUUGUGGAUUCUUUACAAUCAGUCGAUGUGAGCAGCUUCCUUGGUCAAGACCAAGUUGGACCAAUUAUCGAACCUCAAUGUGACGAUAACGGCAACUGUGAUCCAGAUAGCCCGUUCAGAACUUAUACAGGAUAUUGCAACAAUCUACGUAAUCCUAAUUUAGGAAAAAGUUUGACAACUUUCGCAAGAUUACUACCACCAGUCUAUGAAGAUGGUGUAAGCCGUCCUCGUAUCAAUUCGGUAACUGGAACUCCGCUGCCCUCUCCUCGUAUCGUAUCAACAGUCAUACAUCCCGACAUAUCAAACUUACACACACGGUACACAUUAAUGGUAAUGCAGUUCGCACAGUUCCUCGAUCACGAACUCACUAUGACGCCUAUUCAUAAAGGUUUCCACGAAUCUAUACCAGACUGCAGAUCGUGUGACUCUCCGCGUACAGUUCACCCUGAAUGCAAUCCGUUCCCAGUGCCACGCGGUGAUCACUACUACCCCGAAGUAAACAUAACCUCAGGCGAGCGUCUCUGCUUCCCAUUCAUGAGGAGUUUGCCGGGACAACAGCAAUUGGGACCUCGUGAACAAGUUAAUCAAAACACUGCUUUCCUUGAUGCUUCGGUCAUCUAUGGAGAAAAUCCUUGUAUUGUACGUAAGCUUCGAGGCUUCAACGGCCGACUGAACGCUACCGCCAACCCUCUUAAUGGCAGAGAUUUAUUGCCACGUUCCGACAGCCACCCCGAGUGUAAAGCAGCAAGCGGUUUUUGUUUCAUUGCUGGUGACGGCAGAGCAUCUGAACAACCUGGUCUAACUGCCAUUCACACUAUCUUCCUUCGUGAACACAACCGCCUGGUCGAAGGUUUACGUGGAGUGAACCCCCACUGGGAUGCCGAUUUACUAUUCGAACACGCUCGUCGUAUUGUUGCUGCGCAGUUCACACACAUCAUUUACAACGAAUUUCUUCCACGAUUGUUAUCUUGGAAUGCUGUUAAUCUAUAUGGGCUGAAACUAUUGCCUUCAGGUUACUAUAAAGAAUACUCUCCCACCUGCAAUCCCGCUAUUGUAACCGAGUUUGCUGCCGCUGCAUUCCGAUUUGGUCAUUCACUAUUGAGGCCACAUUUGCCACGUCUUUCACCAACUUACCAACCUGUUGAUCCACCAAUUCUACUCAGAGAUGGAUUCUUCAGACCCGACAUGUUUAUGAACCACCCACCAAUGGUUGACGAACUCAUGCGUGGUCUGGCAUCCACUCCAAUGGAAACUCUCGACCAAUUCAUCACCGGCGAAGUCACAAACCACCUGUUUGAAGAUCGUCGUAUACCUUUUUCUGGAAUUGAUUUAGUCGCUCUUAAUGUCCAAAGAGCAAGAGAUCACGGUAUCCCAAGCUAUAACAACUACAGAGCCUUAUGUAAUCUUAAGAGAGCUACAACUUUCGAAGAUUUGGCUAGAGAAAUCCCAGAUGAAGUUAUUGCGAGAUUCAAGAGGAUAUACGCAACUGUAGACGACAUUGAUCUUUUCCCUGGUGGCAUGAGCGAGCGUCCUCUGCAAGGAGGUCUCGUCGGCCCUACAUUCGCUUGCAUCAUCGCUAUUCAGUUCAGACAACUCAGAAAAUGUGAUCGUUUCUGGUAUGAAAACGAUAAUAGAGCGGCUCGUUUUACGGAACAACAGCUCUCGGAAAUCCGCAAAUCGACGCUCUCCAAGGUGCUCUGCGAUAACUUUGACAUUGCGAGUGAUAUUCAACGUGCUUCUUUUGACCUUCCUAGCAAUUUCCUGAACCCCCGUGUCCCAUGUGCAUCGUUACCGAAGUUAGACCUAUCAGCGUGGCGUGAGAGUUCAACUCAAGGUUGUCUGAUCGCAGGCCGCUCUGUACCACUCAGUGAUUCAGCUUUCCCGUCUCCCUGUACUUCUUGCAUCUGUACCGUCGAAGGGGCUCAGUGCGCAUCCCUCCGUAUAACGGACUGCGCACAGCUCUGGCGCGAAUGGCCGCGCGAGGCGGUGCUGCGCGACGACGUGUGUACGGCGCAGUGCGGAGCCGCGCCGACGCAGCCGCGCGCACCAAGGAGACCGCAUCUCAACUUCAAGUUCCCGGACUUAACACCUUUUAUCGCCAAGUGAGACGAUUUGAACGCGGCAAAUGUGAAAAGUGAUGUGACUUAUAAACCCAGUGAUGUGAGUGAAUGAAAACUUACAAAUAAUAUGUAAUGAUCCAAUAUCGAUACAAACAAUGCAGUUUCAAAUGUUAUUAUAAUAAUUGUAAUCCAUCGUAUAAAUUUAGAGUCAAGUUAAAUAUUUACAAGUUAAAAGAAUAUAAAAGCAAAUACUUUAUAUAUAACUGAACAAUGUGAAUGCAAGGGUUUAUAUGAAACGCCCAAUGACAUUUUUAUUUUUAUAAGUGGUCAUAAAUGAAUUGCUUGCGCGAACAUAACUAGUAUCAUAUACAUUACAUUUCUACCAUAAUAUGAAUGUAAGUAUUAAAUAUCUCUUUAAUUAUUAUCAACAAUAAAACAUCGGUAACCCGUGUUACUAUUAAAAAAUAAACAAGUCAUUUGAAACAAGGUCACAUAAAUAAACGUGAUGUGACAAUGCGCAUUUACGGCCAUCUUAAGCUUUAAUUUAAAAAAAUGAAACGAUACAAAAUAAUUUAAGAUUACUAUAUAAGUCUCAAAUAUCACAACCACCAAUAUAUUGUUACUAUUAACAGAAUUUUACCAUUCAUGUUACCAUUAAACGUACAAGAUUAAUAGGGGUCGAUUAAAAAAUAAUUUAAUAAAAAUAGUCCUUUGUAAAAUAAUAAAACUUCUCACUGCCUAGGUUUCUGUCUAAUGUUAAGUUUAUGUAAAUUAUUUUUGUAAAAUAUUGGCAUAAUUAUUUUUUUACUUAGU
This is a messenger RNA of Vanessa atalanta (red admiral), 4982 nucleotides long. Its product is annotated as heme peroxidase 2. Bases 190 to 4215 code for a protein of 1341 amino acids. Gene Ontology annotation, molecular function: peroxidase activity; heme binding. Lineage: Eukaryota; Metazoa; Arthropoda; Insecta; Lepidoptera; Nymphalidae. The transcript is spliced from 24 exons. Gene Ontology annotation, biological process: response to oxidative stress. The record is from RefSeq and is a predicted model, not a curated record.